CGAGUCGGGUAGCAGGCGAAGCCGGGAGGGACAUCGGGCGCCGCCGCCGCAGAGAAGAGAUAUGGAAGAGCUUUCUGAAUCUGAAGGACCAGUAGAUUGGAAAGAACGAUGCGUAGCUCUGGAGUCUCAGCUCAUGAAAUUUCGAGUCCAAGCGAGCAAGAUCCGAGAGCUCUUAGCAGAGAAAAUGCAACAGUUGGAGAGGCAAGUUAUCGAUGCUGAACGCCAAGCAGAAAAGGCUUUUCAACAGGUACAAGUUAUGGAGGAGAAACUAAAAGCAGCUAAUAUUCAAACAAGUGAGUCAGAGACUCGGCUAUAUAAGAAGUGUCAAGAUCUGGAGUCUGUAAUGCAGGAGAAGGAUGACAUCAUUCAGAACUUGGCGCUGCGGCUUGAAGAGCAGAAACAAGUAAGAAUGCAAGAAGCUAAAAUAAUAGAAGAAAAAGCAGCAAAGAUCAAAGAAUGGGUAACUGUUAAGUUAAAUGAGCUGGAAGUGGAGAAUCAGAAUCUUCGUUUCAUCAACCAAAACCAAACUGAAGAGAUAAGAGCAAUACAGUCAAAAUUGCAAGAACUCCAAGGCAAGAAGGUGUCCUGCGUGGCCACACCGAAGCUCUCAGAAGGGCAGCGCCUGAGCGGUUUGACGUUUGGGUGCUUCUUGUCCCGAGCCAAGAGUCCUCCUCAUGUAGUACGAUCUGAAGAAAUAAGCAAGAUGGCAUCCAAAGACCCCGAGUUCACCGAAGGAAAAUGCAUAGAAGAGAUGGAAAUUGCAGAGAAGCCUACUGAUAACCACAUGCAAGAAAACAGAAGCCAGAGAAAGUUGCACGAGACCCCUUGCAGCUCAGAACAGAACCGGAAAACAAGAGCAAGCUUCACAACAGAUGGUGGUACAUCCCAGAAUUCCGGGGCUCCAGGGACUGAUUGGAGUUCAGACGAGGAAGACGGAAGCAAGGACAGAUCCAAGUCCAGGUGCACAUCCACCCUUUCCAGCCACACGUCAGAGGAGGGUGUCCACUGCGGCAGGAUGGGCAGCGAAGCAUACCUCACCGCAUCUGAUGACAGCAGUUCUAUAUUCGAAGAAGAGACUUUCGGCAUCACCAUGCCAGAGCACAAGAAACUGUAUUCUUGGCAGCAGAAGGCACCAUGGAAAGCUCAGAAUAGCCUUGCAAAGGGGAAUGCUCAGGCAGGUAUAAAGGAGCAAGACAGUUCCUCGGAUGAACUGAAUAAGAAGUUUCAGUCCCAGAGACUGGAUUAUUCCUCCUCAUCAAGCGAGGCCAACACCCCAAGCCCUAUUUUGACCCCAGCUUUAACCCCAAAACAUCCUAACUCACUACCUGGGAAAGGAAUGCAGUUAGUGCCUUCAGCCUACCUGCCACCCCCAAAGCUAAGGAUCCCCAAUGUUUUCAGUAUAAGUGUGGCACUCACCAAAAGGCACCUGAGCCAGCCACAGUUAUGUUCUGAGCGGAUGUUUGGCACGAACAGGAAUGCCAUAAGCAUGAUCCGGCCACUGAGACCUCAGGAGACGGAUCUUGAUGUCGUUGAUGGUGACAGCAUGGAAGUUGUGGAGAGCACGGACGUGGGCCGCGAAGACGGCUUGUUUUCCUGUGACUCCCCGGAUUCUCCGUAUGCGGACGACCAGGAAACCAGCGAGCCCAUGAAGAAGGCGUCUUGCAACAAGCCUCCCACACCUCCUCUGCACCGCUUUCCCUCCUGGGAAAGCAGAAUAUAUGCUGUAGCCAAAUCAGGCAUUCGAAUGUCUGAGGCCUUCAAUGUGGAGAAUGCUAAUAAAAAUUCUGCAGCCAUGGUUUCCUACUCUGCAUCAGGCCUUUAUACAUCCCUGAUAUACAAGAAUAUGACGACCCCGGUGUACACAACGUUGAAGGGGAAGGCGACACAGAUAAGUAGCAGUCCUUUCCUGGAUGAUUCCUCUGGCUCAGAGGAAGAGGACAGUUCCAGGUCCAGCUCCCGGACGUCGGAAUCAGACACACGCAGCCGCAGUGGGCCCAGCAGUCCCAGAGCCAUGAAACGAGGCGUGUCUGUCUCUUCCGUGGCGUCGGAGAGCGAUUAUGCCAUUCCACCCGAUGCCUACAGCGCAGACUCGGAGUGCUCGCAGCCUGAGCAGAAACUCCCUAAAACCUGCUCGUCCUCCAGUGAGAACGGGAAAAAUGAACCGUUAGAAAAAUCUGGCUAUCUACUAAAAAUGAGCGGGAAAGUCAAGACUUGGAAGCGGAGGUGGUUCGUCCUGAAAGGCGGUGAAUUACUUUACUACAAGUCUCCGAGCGAUGUAAUUCGGAAACCCCAGGGCCACAUUGAACUUAGCGCAUCCAGCAGUAUCUUGAGGGGCGAUAACAAGCAAACAGUCCAGCUGACCACAGAGAAACACACAUAUUAUCUGACUGCAGAUUCUCCCAAUAUAUUGGAAGAAUGGAUUAAAGUGUUACAGAAUGUUCUGCGAGUACAAGCUGCUAAUCCUCUUUGCCUACAGCCUGAGGGCAAACCAACAGCCAAGGGAUUGCUCACCAAGGUAAAACACGGCUACUCUAAGAGAGUCUGGUGUACGCUUGUUGGGAAGAUCUUGUAUUAUUUUCGCAGUCAAGAGGAUAAGUUUCCUCUAGGUCAGAUCAAGCUCUGGGAGGCCAAGGUGGAGGAGGUGGACAGGUCCUGUGACUCAGAUGAAGACUAUGAAGCCAGUGGGCGUUGUCUGCUCUCCACCCACUACACCAUCGUUAUCCACCCCAAAGAUCAAGGCCCGACAUACCUGCUGAUCGGGUCCAAGCACGAAAAGGACACUUGGCUUUAUCAUCUCACUGUUGCGGCUGGAAGUAACAAUGUAAAUGUUGGAUCCGAAUUUGAACAACUGGUUUGCAAACUGCUAAAUAUAGAAGGGGACCCUUCCUCCCAGAUAUGGAGACAUCCCACGCUGUGUCACAGCAAAGAAGGGAUCCUGUCCCCUCUGACCACGCUGCCUUCGGAAGCUCUGCAGACGGAGGCCAUUAAGUUAUUUAAGACCUGCCAGCUCUUUAUAAACGCUGCGGUCGACUCCCCUGCCAUCGACUACCAUAUCUCUCUAGCUCAGAGUGCUUUGCAGGUCUGCCUGACACAUCCCGAGCUACAGAACGAGAUUUGCUGUCAGCUUAUUAAACAGACAAGACGAAGACAGCCGCAGAACCAGCCGGGGCCAUUGCAGGGCUGGCAGCUCUUGGCACUCUGCGUUGGGCUCUUCCUUCCCCACCACCCUUUCCUGUGGCUCCUCCAGCUCCAUCUGAAAAGGAAUGCAGAUUCCAGGACAGAAUUUGGGAAAUAUGCCAUUUACUGCCAGCGAUGUGUUGAGAGAACACAACAAAACGGGGAUCGGGAGGCCAGGCCCUCGAGGAUGGAAAUCCUCUCCACCCUUCUUCGGAACCCAUACCAUCAUUCCCUGCCCUUCAGCAUCCCCGUGCACUUCAUGAAUGGGAUCUAUCAGGUAGUUGGGUUUGAUGCCUCCACUACAGUGGAAGAAUUUUUGAAUACCUUAAACCAGGACACGGGAAUGAGAAAGCCGGCACAAUCUGGAUUUGCACUGUUCACUGACGACCCUUCCGGCAGAGACCUUGAACAUUGUCUUCAGGGAAAUAUCAAGAUCUGUGACAUUAUUUCUAAAUGGGAACAGGCGUCCAAAGAACAGCAGCCCGGGAAAUGCGAGGGCACAAGAACUGUCCGUCUGACUUACAAAAACAGACUGUACUUCUCAAUGCAAGCUCGUGGAGAGACGGACAGAGAGAAGCUGCUGUUGCUCUACCAGACAAAUGAUCAGAUAAUAAAUGGCCUUUUCCCUCUGAACAAGGACCUGGCGUUAGAAAUGGCAGCGCUUUUAGCUCAGGUGGAGAUUGGGGAUUUUGAGAGACCUUUCUCAACUCCAGCCGGGCAUGUGACUAACCAGUGCAAAGCAAACCAAAACCUCAAACAAGUCAUAGAAAAAUUUUACCCUAAAAGGUACAGGGAUGGCUGCUCCGAAGAACAGUUGCGGCAGCUCUACCAGCGACUCUCAACCAGAUGGACGGCCCUCCGGGGACACAGUGCUGCUGACUGCGUGCGCAUUUAUUUGACAGUAGCCAGGAAGUGGCCAUUCUUUGGUGCCAAGUUGUUUUUUGCAAAACCCAUAACUCCGUCAUCAUCUGGCAAUACUUUUGUGUGGCUGGCUAUCCAUGAAAAUGGAUUGAGCAUCUUAGAGUACACCUCCAUGAGGCUAAUGGUCAGCUAUGUGUACAGGAGCCUGAUGACCUUUGGAGGGUAUCAGGACGAUUUUAUGGUCGUCAUUAAUACUCAUUCAAAAGACAGACCAACGGAGAAGUUACUCUUUGCCAUGGCAAAACCCAAGAUUCUUGAAAUCACCCUUCUGAUCGCCAGUUACAUCAACAACUUCUUCCAGCAAAAGGCAGCGUUCCACCACCUCUCUGCCCCAGCCUUGCUCUCAGCCAGGACCCAGGGACCGCAAGCGAAGGCCAACGGAAGCCAGCCCCUCCUGUCGAACAGCAGGCCCACCAAAGGCCCCACCUUACUCUGAAAACUGCUGAGCCUGAACCUUCUUCACUCAUCCUCCACGAAGUGGCUGCGUCCACUACAGACAAGUGUUUUACACACUGCCGCCUCGGCGCGCACACCACCCCUCCAGACUCCAGCAGUGAUGGGUCACUCUCUUAUCUGACGUAAAUAUUCAGAUAACAAUAAAACAGAAUCAUAAAAUGUGCCAACACACUCAUGGUGUCUUAGACACAGUAGGUUAGAAUUUGUCUUCAUCCCACCCCAUCUCCCUUCUUGGCCAUCAGACAUGGUACAAUAAGGUUUCUCAUUUUUGCUUUGAAAUAUCCUGGCAGUCUUUUGAAAGGGAGAUUCCAGACUCUCUUUUGGUAAACCAGUUGACUAUCUGGAAAAAACUCACUGCCAAAAAAUGUAAGUACUGUAAUUCAAUGUGCCUUUAGCUAAAUGAAGUGGUACUUGGAAGAGAAUGAGGGUCAGUUUGAGAAUCAGCUGUGGGAACAUUAUGCAGGGGGGACAUCCUUGGAGUAAGUGCAGUAAAUCUGCUGAGUCUGUGAGUCAUUCAUGAGAAGACAGGCGGUCGCUGACCAGAGCCAACUCUGUGGCAUUAGAACGUGUGGACCCUGCUGCCUCUGCACAUCACAGAGUGUGGGAUUCAAAAUGAGGUACUGAGUCCUGGCGUCCCUGCCUUCCAGGAUAGCGUGAGAUCGCGGGAAGGGUGUCCCGCAAUUUCACUGUGUUUAAUGCUAGGUCAACCUGACCUUGCUUUGUUAUAAAUUUCUAUCUUUGGAAACAAAGGUGAUCCUUAAAACUCGGUCCUUCACACAGUCUUUCCUGAUUAGAGUUUAAAAGUAAUUCUAGAGUAAAUUUUAAUAGAAAAUACUUAUGCCAAAGGAAGUAACUUUUCAGUCAAAGUUGUCUUGAGAUGCCCGUGUUUGAUAGUUAUCCCACUGCUGUGGCAAAUACUUGACAGAAACGACCUAAGGGAGACAGGAUUAUUUUUGCUGUUUCAGAGGGUUCUGUCCCUGGCUGCUCGGCCUCAUGCAGUUGAAAAGAACCCCAUGGUGGCGGGGCUUGUGACAUACAAGGUUUCUCCACCUCAUGGUGGAUGGGAAGCAGAGAGCAAGAAGGGACCAGGGACAGGUACACCUUCAAAAGCGUGUCCCCAGUGACUCACUUCCUCUAAUUAAGCUCCAACUCUCAAAAUUUCUACCACCCUUCAAACUGGCAUCACCGUCUGGGAGCCAAGUGUUCAACACACUAGGAACAUAUAACUCAUAGUUAAAUCAAAACAGCAACAUAGGCGGCCAGUACAGUCCAGGCUAUGUUAAAGAAAUGGAAUUAUUAUUCAUGAUAAAAAAUGAAACUGUGAUAAGAUAUGAAAAUUCUAUUAUAAAAACAUCUAACUGUAAUAGUGAUAAGCACGAGUCUACCUAAUUUUAUUUAUGUGUAGAAUAUUUGUAUUUAUUUUUAGACAUAUAUAUCACUGUGCGUGCCAUUAUUUUUUUUUAAACCAAUUUGAGGAAAUGCUAGCUGCCCAAUUAAUUUGUUGGCAGAGCCCUUGAAUUUUCCUCUCUGCUGCUUUCUUCCUGUGGUAGUGUCCCGUUCCCACACUGAAUCUUUAAAAUAUGUUUUUCCCUUGGGAGCAAAGUUAGGACACACGCUACUCGAGUCCUGUUGGAUUGUCUUGGUAAAGACAAAGAUAAAUUUAAAACCCCAUUGAAAUGGGGUUUUAAUGGGGUUUUAAAUUUCCCCUUCCAUCUUGUGAGCCACAAUCACUCGCUCAAUCAACCAAUUCAUUUUUUAGAAUAACUGAUUGACGAUUUGGGGUGACUCUCCGAGUGUUUUUGACUGGGAUAAAGUAGUGUUUUUGAGUGCCCAUAAAGCUGCCUAAUAAUCAUUAGGAGGCAAGCUACAGAGACUGGGCAGAACUCUUUAUUCUUGCCAACAUUUCCCUCACCAUCUGGUGAGCAGUCCCAUACGCCCAGCCUGAGAUUGCAAAGCAGUCAAUGCUUAGCCUAAGCCAUGGUGCCUUAGACUUCACGCUUGUUUUUGACAGAGCAGAAAUAAAAUAUUUUGAUGGAAAGAAAUCAAUUUUCUGUAACCAAUCAUGUGAAAAUUUUAUUUCCUGGGAAAUUACUUAUCUAGCCAUUUUUUUUUUAAUGCAAGUAUGUUAUUAUGAUUGGUUACCAGAGAAUAAUGUUUCAUAGUUAAUUGUAAUAUUUCUCACCUUUCCUUUUCUUCCCUUUCAGUCAUAAUAAAUGAUUUGCAAGACCCAUGCUGAACAUUAUCUUUUGACUAAUCUUCAAGAAAUCCCUAAUGUUUUCGCUGUCGCAGCUGAGGUGCUGGGGAGGGAGGGGCAGUUAUCGCCGCCUCCUGCAUUCAGUCUGUCUUCAGCGUGGCGUUGUUCCAUUCACAUGAAAGGAAGCUGUUUAGACAAAAUGUAAUUUUAAUACGUGUGCAUAUGGAUGCAUACAGACUAUGUGAAGAGGCAAAGAGAAAUUUGUGU
This is a messenger RNA of Chionomys nivalis (European snow vole), 7015 nucleotides long. It is a transcript of the gene Plekhh2, whose product is annotated as pleckstrin homology, MyTH4 and FERM domain containing H2. The record is from RefSeq and is a predicted model, not a curated record. Gene Ontology annotation, cellular component: cytoskeleton; cytoplasm. Gene Ontology annotation, molecular function: actin binding. Gene Ontology annotation, biological process: negative regulation of actin filament depolymerization. NCBI's taxonomy places the organism in Eukaryota, Metazoa, Chordata, Mammalia, Rodentia, Cricetidae. The coding region runs from base 62 to 4534 and encodes 1490 amino acids. The transcript has 30 exons.